This is a messenger RNA of Adineta ricciae, 1077 nucleotides long. NCBI's taxonomy places the organism in Eukaryota, Metazoa, Rotifera, Eurotatoria, Adinetida, Adinetidae. The record is from the annotation of a GenBank genome assembly.
AUGCUGAAAAACACGUUCAUUUUCGUUCUAGCUUUGAGCGUAUGGAUUGACAAUAGCAUAGGUGUUCAAGUUACCAUAAGUAAUGUAGUUCAGCGUCGAGAUAUCAAUGGGACUAUCAUGGAUAUUCAUGAUGGAAAUAUGCUGUUGUAUGAUGGUCUUUACUACUACUAUGGUGCAAGUUACGGCCUUUGUAAAGAACCUCCCGGUCCCACGGGUUGUACCGAGUGGCAUACUGGUGGAUGUGGUUUUCAGCUUAAUCACAAUGUUAGUCUGUACACAUCAACCAACUUGAUGAAUUGGACAUUCGCUGGAUACGCUUUUCAAAUGUCGACAAUGAAAAACCCUGGAAUCUUGUUUAGUCCACGUGUUAUUCGAAAUUAUCAAACAAGAAAAUGGGUCAUGUGGUUCAAUUUCCUUCCAGCAACAGGCACUGGUGUAUCUCAAUCACAAAAUGCGGUAGCUAUUUCCGAUACACCUCAAGGUCCGUUUCAACUCGUCACUGAGAAAGUAACCACAUUAGCGUGGAAGAAUACUGGAGAUUUAAAUCUCUUUCAAGAUGAUAAUGGAGAUGCGUAUAUUAUUUAUACAUCUCACAUCGAUGGAAGUAUGUACAAUCCAACUCAUUUAAUGUCUGUGGAAAAACUAUCGAGCGAUUACCUCAGUUCACUUGGUAAACAAUAUAAUAGUGGAUUUUUCGGACAAAACUUUGUUGAAGCACCGGCCAUGUUCAAACGUCACGAUACAUAUUACGCAGUCUUUGGCCAAUGUUGUUGUUAUUGCGCCGAAGGUUCUGCGGUUACAGUUUAUACAUCGUCAUCUCCACUUGGUCCGUAUAAAACAACCGCUAACAUCGGAAAUGAAGGACAUGCGCAACAAUCGAGUGUUCUAAAAUAUCGAACUAGUACAGGCGAUGGUAAUGGGUAUUUAUGGCAAGGAAACCGUUGGCAAAGUUCUCCCGAUGGCGCGAAAGGACACGAUUUUACCUAUUGGUCACCGAUGACUUUCGAUCAGGAUGGGAAUGUGACGUAUAUGAACUAUACCGCUAGUUUUAUUCUCGAUGUCACUACCAACAAUUGA